AUGCUCAAACCCUUGAUAGCAAUAUGCGGAACAACAGGAGUAGGCAAGUCUAAACUUGCAAUCGACCUAGCGCUGCAUUUGUCCAAGAGGUCCUUUGGACAACAUGGCUGGAAGGGCGCCCGUGUCAUAAACGCCGACGCGAUGCAAGUCUACAGAGGUCUCGAUGUCAUCACCAACAAAGUCUCCGCCGCUGAGAUGCAGGGUGUUGACCAUCUUUUGAUGGGCUUUAAAGAACCUGGCGAACAGUAUGUCGUCGGAGAAUGGGUCGAGGAUGCGUUGAAGCUGAUCAAUGAGAUGCACCAGAGAAAGGAGAUUCCGAUUGUUGUGGGAGGUACUUCGUACUGGAUCCAACACCUCAUUUUCCCCAAUCGACUGGCGAAGACGAGUGAAGUCCCUGUUGACUCUUCCCCCUCUCAAUGGGACCCCGAGUUGCACACCGCCAUCCUCUCCCUCCCGGACAACCUUAAAACCAUCUUUGAAUGCUUACCGGAAGAACCACCCUCUGCGAAGAUGCACCCCGAAGCUGCGUUCGACCUCCACACACUCUUAACCCACCUCGAUCCGUCCGUUGGCCAGAGAUGGCACUGGAAGGAUACAAGGAAGGUGUUGCAUAGUUUAAGUAUCAUCAAGAACGCCAGGAGAAGGGCCAGUGCUAUCAUUGCUGAGCAGGGGAAGGAUGUGCGCUCCGGUCAGCCUAGGUUCCGCACGCUUUGCUUUUGGCUUUUUGCUGAGCAGGGAGCUUUGGAACCGAGGCUGGAUGAGAGGGUUGACCAGAUGAUUGAGAAAGGACUACUAGAUGAGAUCAACGAGUUACGGGCUAUCGCGACUGCAGGGACCAGUAACAACCCUGACGGACCUCUGCACGACUAUACAUUAGGGAUUUACCAAUCAAUUGGUUACAAGGAAUUCCACGACUAUCUCAAUGACCCUACCGAUCAAAAAGCAUUCGAUGCCGCAGUGGAACGCAUGAAGUUGUCCACACGACAAUACGCAAAGAAGCAGAUAUCGUGGAUUAGGAACAAACUGUUGCCUGCUGUGCGACAGGCCAAUGUCGACAAGGAGGUUGUUUCUUUCUAUGCGCUGGAUGCCACAGAGGUGGAUGAAAGGUGGUUUGAGAGGGCGCUUAAUCCUGCUAUUAACAUCACAGAAAAACUUCUCAACGACGAAACACUUCCCGAUCCGCGGUCUCUAUCACCUGUAGCGGACAGGCUCAUGAAUGUCCCAAUAAAGACGGCCGAUCCAGUCCAAGUCCUCCAAGCCCGCAAAAAGGUCGUCUGUUCAACGUGCACGCAAGAGGACGAUAGACCUGUCAUGAUAGAAGAAGGCGAGGAAUGGGAUAGACACGUCAAGUCUCGCGUUCACAAACGCAUCCUUGCAAGACUGAAAAGAAUAGAAGCCGGGAUCCAACCACCGCCCAAGAAAAAGGAAGGAUAA
This is a messenger RNA of Coprinopsis cinerea okayama7#130, 1434 nucleotides long. RefSeq names its product tRNA isopentenyltransferase. Bases 1 to 1434 code for a protein of 477 amino acids. Gene Ontology annotation, biological process: tRNA modification. Gene Ontology annotation, molecular function: tRNA dimethylallyltransferase activity. The transcript is spliced from 8 exons. The record is from RefSeq and is a predicted model, not a curated record. Gene Ontology annotation, cellular component: mitochondrion. NCBI's taxonomy places the organism in Eukaryota, Fungi, Basidiomycota, Agaricomycetes, Agaricales, Psathyrellaceae.